AUAAAUAAUGAGAAGUAUAAGAGCUUAUAUCAUCUUAUCGAGUCUAUAUACUCUGAAAACCCACUACACCCAAAAGAAAAAGAAAAAGAACCCAUUAGCCAUGGCUAGCAAUUCCACAGAAUUGAGCAAAACCCAUCAAAUAAGAUCAUUGAGUCUACCCUCAAAGUUGAAUCCCAUCAACCAAAGAAUAGAAACAGAGUUGAAGAAGCUCAGAAUCAAGGAAGAAUCCUCAAAUUCAACCUCAGAAAGGAUCACAAUUGGUGUUCAUGGUCUAGCACAACUUUAUAGAUGUAUCAAUCAAGCCCUGAGUCUUCCAUUGACUCAACAAGCUCUCUCACUGCACAAGCAUGAGAAGCAUAUGGGUGCAUUGCUGAAGACAUCCUCGAGCCUUCUGAAUGUCUGCAGCUCGAUCAGGGAGAUCGUGCAUCUACAAGAAUCAGUCACCAAAGUGCUCAAAUCCUCGAUUUUUGACAGCAAAGAAAACUUUGACAUUGUUAGUUAUAUCGUUUCGAGAAAGAAGGUAAUUAGGAGAGCCAAAGACGCGAUUUUGGCCUUAAAUCAACUCAAUGCCGAAAUUCUUGGAGACGAGGAUUCGAAUUCCCAUCUACAAACAAUGAUUAAAUCAGUUAGAUGCAUUAACAUUAUUAACUUAUCAGUCAUUGAAUCAUCCUUGGUUUUUCUGUCAACGCCUGUGUCUAAGGCUAAAAGAUCAUUGAUUUCUAAGCUGCUGAAUAAGGGAGAUCAAAAGAGUGGUAAUGAAAUAAAUGAUGUUGAUAAUGUUCUUCACGAUUUGGUCUUAAGGAAAGAUUUAAGUCAUGAUAGGUUGUGUUUUUCAUUAACAAAAUUAAAGGCAUUGUUAGAUGUCAUGAAGGAUAUUGCAAAUGGGCUAGAAUAUAUGUGUAGGGAGCUAUCUGAAACAAAAGUCUGUUUGAUGAAUAUAAUGUCUUUCUAGUUUAGGAAUUUUAAAUCUUUUGUACACUAUACCCUCUUAUCAUAUAGAAGUAUGUAUAAACUUCGUAGACAUGUACUUUUUGAAGCUACUUGUACGUGCUCACCUUUUUACUAGUUGUUGGGAUACGGGCUACUUUUCAGUUGUCACGUGCUGACUCUAUUUUGUGUAUUGUUGUGAAUGAGCUAUGACAAUGGUGAAGAAACAAUAAAAAAACAAGUGCAAAGAUAAACAACCAAAACAGAGCACAACAAUGGAGAAGACAAAACACACAAUCUAUGAGGUAUCUAUGGAAACCUCCCCUCAAAACAAGUAUCUUAUCAUUAAUAUACUCAACAAUACAUUAAUGACUCACCUUACAAGCUUCAAGACCAAUCUCCCAAAGUAAAGACCUCACCUUUAAUGGUGAUCUCUCACAAAUUACUAAUACAAUGAAGAACUCUCUUGGAUAAACCCUAGUUGCUUCUAGCGUAUUAGCUUCACUCACAUUACCCUAAUGAUGCUCUAAGACUUCUUACUAAUGUCAUACAACACAUUAGGGAACCCUAGAACCAAUGGCUUAAAAGCCUAAACAUUUCCGCAGCAAAACAGAAUCGCAUACUGUCGAGGACCUGUAUGCCGCUUGACCCGAGCAGCCUUGCUCGACCAGUCGAGCAGGACUUCAGAUACCACUGUUUUGUAGCUGCUGCUUGGCUCGAUCGAGCCAUGGUGCUGGACCUGUCGAGCAGCCUUCACAGUCUCCCAAUCUUCGUGCUUUCCCAUCAUUGAGACACUCUAAACCAUCCUCAUCAAUCACUUCAUUGAUUGAUCCAAACCUUUGCACUCCAUAUCCCAUGGCACACCCCACACCACUCUCAAGUGUGCAAGACAUGGCAUGAGCUACAAGGUGCUCAAAGUCAUCAUCAAUAAGGUGGGAAUUGGCUCUUGAUUCAACAUGUAUAAAUCAUGAAUUUAGAAGUAGACAUGCCAAGUCCAAAGUAAGAGCAUCAUGGUGAUGAAAAUGAUCAUGU
Amaranthus tricolor (Joseph's coat) is the source of this 1959-nucleotide messenger RNA. RefSeq lists its product as uncharacterized. The record is from RefSeq and is a predicted model, not a curated record. Gene Ontology annotation, biological process: shoot system development; root development. The transcript has a single exon. Bases 8 to 952 code for a protein of 314 amino acids. Lineage: Eukaryota; Viridiplantae; Streptophyta; Magnoliopsida; Caryophyllales; Amaranthaceae.